GGUUACUCGAGUUACUUGAUCAAAGGUUACUUGAGAUAGGGGUUCACUCAGUCAAAGGUUACUUGUGGGGUUACUUGGUUAGGGGUUACUCGAGGGAUUACACGGUCAUGGGUUACUCGAUCCGAGUUACUCGGUUAGGGAUUAUUUAAGAAGUUCGGCCAAGGGUUACUCGAGUAAUUUGGUUGUAAUCCAUAAAAUAUGUUAGAUAGUGGUGAAAUCCAUUUUUUUUUAUUUUUUAUUUUUAUUUUUUUGGUGUUAUAAUACAAGUUUUAGAUUUUGUGGUGUUAUAAUUAGGGGUGUCAAUUCAAAUGAUAGGAUCAGAUUUGAUCUGAUAUGAUCAGGUCGGGUCGGGUCAAUUUUUAAAGUUAAGUCAUACUCCCUCCGUCCUUAAAUUACAUUCCUACUUCUAGCCUUUAUAAUAGAUAAUAGAGAGAAGUAGGAAUGUAAUUUAGGGACUAAUAGAGAGAAGUAGAAAAUGUAAUUAAGGGACGGAGCGAGUACAAAAUUGUUAUGUCCACGUGACUCCAAAUUUAAAUCGGAUAUUUUUUGGAUCGAUUUCGAAUCGGGUGGGGUCGGGUGGGGUGUGCUUUUGACACCUCUACCGACAUCUCUAGUUAUAAUCCAUUUUUUUAAAAAAUUUGUGGGUAUAUUUUCUAAUUUUUUUCCUACUAGUAUUAAAUCAUUGUUGACUCUAUUAAUCUCAGUCAUUGCUGGAGAUAAUGGAUUCUUCCGGCGCAGGCGAUCUCCCAAAAGCAACCUGAAAUUCCGGUACACAGUUUCAAAGAUCUUCGGAUUUUCGUUUCACUUAUGAUCUUGAUGCAACACCGAUAUUGUCUUUUUCUGGCGGCUGCUGUAAGUGGGGUUGUAGAAUUUGAUGCUUACCAAAUCACUGAUUAAUCCUGUUUCUGCUUCAGCAUCGUCUUCUCGGGAGUACUAUUGUGAAAGCGGAACUCGCUUCCUGAGGAGAGAUAGUUUAAUUUCUCAUCAGCUGUUUAGUGAUGCUGUUUCGAUUAAGGAAGAUUUGACUGCAAUUGCAAUGCUGUCACCAGUGUCAAAACAACCAAAGUUGCAGCUGGCAGAACAGGAUGCCAAGACAUCUGUGUCAAACAAUCCGCAGGAGUUGGCUGUGGCAGACCCAUUUGAACAGUCUGUUAUAACAUCAGUGUCGAACAAGCCACGGGAGUUGAAUGUGGCAGACCCAUUUGAACAGUCUUCUAUGACAUCAGUGUCGAACAAGCCACGGGAGUUGAAUGUGGCAGACCCAUUUGAACAUUCUGCUAUGACAUUUGUGUCGAACAAGCCACGGGAGUUGAAUGUGGCAGACCCAUUUGAACAGUCUUCUAUGACAUCAGUGUCGAGCAAGCCACAGGAGUUGAAUGUGGCAGACCCAUUUGCACAUACUACCAUGCCAUCAGUGUCAACCAGGCAACCACAAGAGUGCAAUGUGGCGGACUCAGUUGCACAGAUUGAUAUGCAUCUCCGUGAGGCAUUGACAGCUGGGACGGAGUUAAUGGAAAAUUUGAAACUGUCAGGGUCUGAGAACGAUUUGGCAGCAUCAGAACUUGCAGAGCAAGUGAUUCUCUCUGCGAAACGAGUCCAAAAACUACUUCCAGUGAAGAAGGAGAUGAUGUUUCGUAAGGAGUUGCUUCCAAUGGAUCUUACUCCAAGUGGUGUUAGCAAAUUGAAAUGCUUACCUAUUCCAAAGGUGUUUGCCGAGAAAUAUUUCCCUAAGCUGCUUUCUUCAAUCAAAAGUAUCCUGCUUAACUUUGAAGAUCUUACUGGGAAGUUGUGGACAUUUCAGUACUCCUACUGGAACACCUACCAGUGCUACAUCCUCGCUGAAGGCUGGAGCCGCUUUGUUGAGGAGAAACAGCUCUCUGUGGGUGAUACUGUCUUUUUUUACCGUGGAGUUGGAGGGGAAGAUAGGUACAAAUUCUUCAUUCAUUGGAGUCGUAGGGGUGCUUUGGCUAAGCAAUUCCUUGGUAAUGCACUGCUCUUCCGAAUGCUUAAUUCCCCUCCUAAUGCUUCAUAUGAUGAGAUGGAUGCUGAUGAUGUCCAUGCUCCUUUUACUCCAUUUCCUUUUACCCCGUCUCCUUUAACUCCAUAUCCCUUUACUCCGUCCCCUUUAACUCCAUAUCCCUUUACUCCGUCCCCCACUUUGAGUGAUGGGUUGAUUGUUGAUGAUGCUCUUGCUCCUUACUUUCAUUCUCUUAGCCCCAAUCAUUGUUCCCCUUGCGAGGCAGACUUUGAUGGGGUGAUUGCUGAUAAGGCCUUGCGUUAUUGUGCUUUGUUUCCUCAUAAUUACGAAUUCGAAAAAGAAACAGUCAUUCAAUUAUGGAUGGCACAUGGUGUUUUUGUGAGGGAGCCAAUGGAGGGAAAUGCUGAUUUUUUUUUUGAGAAUUGGCUGACCCGUGGUUACUUUUUAUUUUGCCAAACCAAUUUGGUGACUGGGAAAGCAAUGUACAAAUUCAAGAGGGAUUGCUGUUUAUUCCCAUUAUCGAUUUUAAGUGGCAACCAUGUAGUUCUGAUAGAGGGAAAUUCAAACUUAAAUGAUGUCUCUGUAGAAGUAUCUCAUGUUUCUAUCAGGUGUUACACUCAAAAAAAUUCCACUGUCUUUCAAGAACUCAAGAGAUUCAAGCAUCUAAGAACACUUAUGUUUCUCCGUGGUCAUGAUUUGAGCUUCAAGCAAGUCCCUCGAGAUUUCUUUUUGUCAUUGAAGUUACUACAAGUUUUGGAUUUGAGUCAGACUUGUCUCUUGGAGCUGCCCAGUUCUAUAGGGAAUUUGAAAUGUCUACGUUAUUUAGACCUUUCAGAGACUCUCAUCAAACGUUUGCCUGCAGCAAUUGAUUGCCUUGAGAAUUUGCUGACUUUGAAACUCCGAGGUUGCUUGAAUCUCACUUCCUUGCCAAAAGGAAUGAAUAAGCUGGUUAAUCUGCGUCAUCUUGAGCUUGAUGUUCGUAGACAGUUACGCUCAAUGCCUCCAGGGUUAGGAACUUUAACUAACAUUCAAACACUGUCAGCUUUCCUUGUUGAUCUGGAAGACGAAUGCAGCAUACGACAGUUACAGAACAUGAAUAACCUCUCAGGGAACUUUUGUAUCUGCAGGCUUGAGAAUGUGUUGACGAAGGAUGAGGCCAUAGAAGCUUGUUUAUGCUACAAAUCAAAGCUUACAAAGUUGGAGUUACAGUGGAGUGACUCACAAAAUGAAGAUGUUUCAGGUAGUGGAGAAGUCCUUUCUUCUCUUGUGCCAAAUACAAGCCUUGAAGAGUUGCAUAUUAGUUGUUUUGAUGGUUUUGAUCUGCCUGGUUGGAUUUGUGAUCCAGCUUUUUCUAAGCUGGUCCGUAUCACCCUCUUCAAGUGUGAAAACUGUUUAGUCCUACCAUCUCUUGGACAACUUCCAUCGCUCAAAUUCCUAAACAUAUUGGACUUUCACAAACUGAAGGUGAUUGAUCAUAAUUUUUAUGGUUGGCUUGACUUCCAAGGGGUCAUUGCCUUCCCUAAGUUGGAGAAGUUAGCUAUUGAAAACAUGCUUAGCCUAGAAGAAUGGAGUGGAAUGGAAAAAUCUGUUUUUCCUUGCCUUCUUAAACUCACAAUUAAGUAUUGCCCCAAACUCUGUAGCUUAAACACGCUUUCAAAUCUCAGUUUUCUCAAAUAUUUGGAGAUAAGUCACUGUGAUAUGCUUGAAUCUUGGACUGAUGGCAGAUUGCCUCCUUCAGUUGAGACACUCAUUAUUGAGGAUUGUCCCAUGAUCUCUGUGGAAUCCUUGAAGAAUGGAGGCCAAGAUUGGCACAAGGUGGCGCACAUUCAAAGUUUGUGGGUUGAUAAUCAAGAGAUACCUUCUGGGGCAGCAGAGUAGCUUUCCUUCAAUUGUUAUUCUGCCAUUAUUGAUUCAUGUAAAAUAUACUACAUAUCAAUUUUGCUGGUUUUCUCACUCAAUUUCAAGGAGGCAAUAGAGUUGAUGUCUGAUAUCAACUUGCAUUUCGAUCUAUUUUCCAUUUAAAUGAUGAGCAAAUUGUAUUUUUGCAGUUUACAUGGCUCUUCCCGUAAUGAGUUCCCCGUUUUCUCCAAUAUUGACUAUACCGAUGGACGUUAGUUUAUUUUCCCUCAUUUGAAACUAGGUCGCAACUCAUUCUUCAAUGGUUAAACGAACGUCGUUUUACCGAAGUAUCUGAUACCGAGGACUUUCACAUAGCAUUGCUGGUGACAUUGUUCCGUUUGUAUUCAAAGUGGACUGGACCAAUGGUGAUGAAUUUUGCCGGCGAUGACAUGGCUGCCUCGGUUAGUUUGAAUUUCGUAAAUUAGGUUAUUGAACUUAUUGAAUUUGGAUAUUGUUGUAUAAUUUGAUGAUUAUUGAUUUGUACUGGACUAUUGGAAUGUA
This is a messenger RNA of Chenopodium quinoa (quinoa), 4378 nucleotides long. RefSeq lists its product as uncharacterized. The transcript is spliced from 4 exons. Gene Ontology annotation, molecular function: DNA binding. The coding region runs from base 875 to 3856 and encodes 993 amino acids. Lineage: Eukaryota; Viridiplantae; Streptophyta; Magnoliopsida; Caryophyllales; Amaranthaceae. The record is from RefSeq and is a predicted model, not a curated record.